CCAUUGCAGGUCGUCCGUCAUGUCCUCCACUCCGCACAUGGGCUCCUUCCAGUAAGUAGAUAGCAGUUCUACACAUCCUCCAUCUCGCGUGGAGUAGCUGACACCGCUGGUCGUCAACCGGCCUCGUGCCAUUCGUCCCCGUCCAGUCCGCAGUGCCAUUCCUUUCGCGUCCUUCUCGCCAAUGCGAUCUGCGCUACCACCAAAGCUAGCCGCUUUAGGUACCUAGGUUAUGCCGUUCAUGAUGCGACCAGCGUGCGUGCCUCACUUGUUAGGCUAGCGAUCCGUCUCUGCGACUGCGUGCGACGAGCUGCACACAUGGCGCGUUCGGCGUCGUCGCUUUCCCGAGCGACCACUUCUCGUUCGUGAUUCGCAGCGACGGUCAUCGAUCUCCGUUUCGUGCCCACAGCAACCUGCACGGGGAUAGGAGAUACCGAGCAGCGCACCGGCGUCUAGGCGCACCUGCACCUGGUAGCAGCACCUGAUACCGAGUACUCUUAUAGUGCGCGUCGAAUCGAAUCCCCCCGAUCGUCCCCGCGAGCGGGUGUGGCGGCGAUGGGCAACUGCGUGACGGUGGAGGAGAUCCCCCUGAGCCCCACCAGCGGCAGCGGCCGCAAGCUCUCCAACGGCAGCGGGGACGUCGCCAGGCGCAGCGGCAGCGGCAUAGCCGCGCCGCCGGAGCCCAGCAAGCAGGACUCGGGCUGCUUCCCCGGCGGCUCGCGCUUCUCGCGGCUCCGAUCGCCUAAGAAAGGCAGCGCGUCGUUCUCGUCGCCCGCCGCCGUGCGCCAGAGAAGCGAGGGCGGGGGGGACUCGCAGGCGGCAGCGGCGGACGGCCAGGGGGCAGCAGCGGGGGACGCGGCCAAUAGAGUCACGUCCGCGCGCGCACACAGUAGCCCCGCCGCCACCAGAGUCGAGAGUGAUCCGUCCCAUGCCACGUCAGCAACUCGCAGGGAGCGGGACAGGGGCGGCGAGCCGCCCAAGAUCCCCAUGCACCCGCUCGCCCUGCCGCCCAACGAGCCCUCGCCGCAACCCGCGCUGCCUGCUGCUGCUGCUCCGGGAGAGGGGGGGGUGGGCGGAGGGGCAGCAGCAGGUGUGGGGAGAGGAGCCAGUGCAGAGGGGGCCGCAGCGGCACUGGCAGGGGCGGAGCCGGGCGCAGGGGCGGAAGCGGGAGCGUCGGCAGCGGCUCUGGCGGGCGUGGGGCACGACACGAGUCUGACGGUGUUCUCGUACGACGAGCUGCGCGCCGCCACCGGCAAGUUCCGCCCCGACGCACGGCUGGGCGAGGGCGGGUUCGGCGCGGUGUACCGCGGGCGGCUGCGGCCCAGCCCGGGCAGCGAGGCGGUGGACGUGGCGGUGAAGACGCUCAACCAGGAGGGGCUGCAGGGCCACCAGGAAUGGCUGGCGGAGGUGCGGUUCCUGGGCGAGCUGCACCACCCGCACCUGGUGCGGCUGAUAGGCUUCUGCGCAGAGAAGGAGCAGCGCCUGCUCGUCUACGAGUUCAUGUGCCGCGGCAGCCUCGACGCCUACCUCUUCCGCAGGAAGAUCCAGCCGAUGCCAUGGGCGGUGCGCAUGCGCAUAGCGCUGGAUGCAGCGCGCGGGCUGGCGUACCUGCAUGAGGAGGCAGAGUGGCAGGUCAUCUAUCGCGACUUCAAGACCUCCAACAUCCUGCUCGACCAGGACUUCAAUGCGAAGCUGUCAGACUUCGGGCUGGCCAAGGACGGCCCGGAGGGUGACAAGUCGCACGUGUCCACGAGGGUUAUGGGCACGUACGGCUAUGCCGCGCCUGAAUACGUCAUGACAGGCCACCUGACGGUGAAGAGCGACGUGUACAGCUUUGGCGUGGUGCUGCUGGAGAUGAUCACGGGGCGGCGCUCCAUGAACAAGGCGCUGCCCCCCGAGGAGCAGAGCCUGGUGGACUGGGCCAAGCAGUUCUACACGGACCGCCGCAAGCUCUUCAAGCUUGUGGACCCGCGCCUGGAGGGCAACUACUCUAUCCGCGGCGCGCAGAAGGCCGCCAUUCUGGCGCAGAACUGCCUGCACCGCGACCCCAAGGCACGCCCGCUCAUGAGCGAUGUCGUCAAGACGCUCGUGGUGCUGCAAAAGUACGACGACGUGGCCGCCGCAGGGGGCUCUGGCGCUGCUGGUGCGGCGGCUGCUGCAGCUGCUGCGACUGCGGGUGUGUCUUUGGCUGGGAGUGUAGCUGCCGCCAUCUCGUCCGCCAAUAAUGGCGUGUAGCUGCCGGGGAAGCUCCACCCAGCUCUCCCUUCUACAUACUGUCCCACGUGCCUUGUUCCUCCUCCGUGCUCUUCUGCCUCUGCACCACUCACCUCCUCCCCCACCGGCCAUGCGUCUGCAUCCACUUGCUUACCCUGUGCACAACACAGUUUUCCGUUCUCUCUGUGGUUUACCACUCCCGGAUGACCCCCUUUCCCUCAAUGCCUCAACGAGACAGUGCGGUGUUGUCCUGUUUUUGGAAGCGGCAGUAGCGUUUGUGAGUCCAGCUAUUGUGAUUGGUGGCUUGACUCAGGAUGUAAGUCUG
Closterium sp. NIES-67 is the source of this 2536-nucleotide messenger RNA. NCBI's taxonomy places the organism in Eukaryota, Viridiplantae, Streptophyta, Zygnematophyceae, Desmidiales, Closteriaceae. The record is from the annotation of a GenBank genome assembly.